Messenger RNA from Manihot esculenta (cassava), 2233 nucleotides. Its product is annotated as 3-ketoacyl-CoA synthase 11. The record is from RefSeq and is a predicted model, not a curated record. Gene Ontology annotation, molecular function: acyltransferase activity, transferring groups other than amino-acyl groups. Gene Ontology annotation, cellular component: membrane. The transcript is spliced from 2 exons. NCBI's taxonomy places the organism in Eukaryota, Viridiplantae, Streptophyta, Magnoliopsida, Malpighiales, Euphorbiaceae. The coding region runs from base 503 to 2038 and encodes 511 amino acids. Gene Ontology annotation, biological process: fatty acid biosynthetic process.
CUCUAGAAACAGGGGAGUGAGAGAGAGAGUCAAAGAUGAGAUUUUGAAACCUGGUUGGCGCCGCUGUUGCUUCCUUGCUCUUUCUCACUCUAUUGAAACCUCAAAGACGCGUCCACUUCGGAGGCUUCUCAAUUCCAAGCUGGCUUCCUCUCUAGUCUCCGCUGUAUGAAUAUAUAUAUAUGUGUGUGUGUGUGUGUAAGAUACCCUAUAAUUUUAUUCUCAUUUCUCUUCACGCACUUCUUUCUUUCUCUUCUCUUCUCUACCUUAUUGCCCUUUUCGUUUAUUUUUUAUUCAUAUUCCUCCACCCAAAGAUUCUAGUUUAAUUUUAGUAAUCUCCUCCAUUCACAUUCCUAUAUCUUUUCAUCUGCCUGCCCCUCACUCCUUGCUCUCUCUCCUCUUGGACAGGGGGAUUUCACUCUUUUAUCUGGGGAUUUGCCAUUCAAGGUUAUCUCACACGUAUUCUCAGUUCUCGUCUAAAUUAAUUGAUCUUCAACAGGGAGAGAUGGCGGAGCCAAAACCAGCAGCACCCUUGGUUUCACCAUCAUCAUCACGAAAGCUUCCUGAUUUCAAAACAUCUGUGAAGCUAAAAUAUGUGAAAUUGGGUUACCAUUAUCUCAUCUCCCAUGGAAUGUAUCUUUUCCUUUCCCCUCUUGUAGUCUUAAUUGCUGUUCAGCUGUCAACGUUUUCUCUGCAAGAUUUUUGUACUCUUUGGGAGCAUCUACAGUACAAUCUCAUAUCUGUGAUCCUCUGCUCAACACUCCUUGUUUUCCUCCUUACCCUCUAUUUUAUGACUCGUCCUCGGCCUGUAUACCUUGUCAACUUUUCCUGCUACAAGCCUGAAGAAUCUCGUAAGUGCACAAAAAAGAUUUUCAUGGAUCAAUCUCGGAUGACUGGAACUUUCACGGAGGAGAAUCUUAGCUUUCAGCAGAGGAUCCUUGAGAGAUCUGGCCUAGGGGAUUCAACUUAUCUUCCAGAGGCAGUCCUUAAUAUUCCUCCUAACCCUUCAAUGCAAGAAGCUCGGAAGGAAGCUCAGGCUGUGAUGUUUGGUUGUGUUGAUGAGCUUUUGGCCAAGACCUACGUUAAACCCAAAGAUAUUGGAAUCUUGAUUGUGAAUUGCAGCUUGUUCAAUCCUACCCCAUCACUUUCUGCCAUGGUUGUCAACCAUUACAAGCUUCGAGGCAAUAUAGUUAGCUACAAUCUAGGUGGGAUGGGUUGUAGUGCAGGUCUGAUCUCAAUAGCUCUAGCUAAGGAUCUUCUUCAGGUCUAUCCCAACUCCUAUGCACUGGUUAUCAGCAUGGAGAACAUCACAUUGAAUUGGUACUUUGGAAAUGACCGUUCAAAGCUCGUUUCAAACUGUUUAUUUAGAAUGGGAGGGGCUGCAAUUCUCCUCUCGAACAAAUCGCAUGACAGAAGAAGGUCAAAGUACCAAUUGGUACAUACUGUCCGUACUCAUAAGGGUGCUGAUGAUAAGUGUUUCACAUGUGUUACCCAGGAAGAGGACUCCAAUGGGAAGGUUGGUGUUACUUUGUCGAAGGAUCUCAUGGCAGUUGCAGGUGAUGCUUUGAAAACUAACAUUACUACAUUAGGGCCUCUUGUUCUUCCAAUGUCCGAACAGCUACUAUUCUUUGCCACAUUAGUUGGUAAAAAGCUUUUCAAGAUGAAGAUCAAGCCUUACAUCCCUGAUUUUAAACUAGCUUUUGAGCAUUUUUGCAUUCAUGCUGGGGGAAGGGCAGUUUUGGAUGAACUGGAGAAGAACUUGCAGCUGUCUGAUUGGCACAUGGAGCCAUCAAGGAUGACACUUUAUCGGUUCGGCAAUACCUCUAGCAGUUCCCUUUGGUAUGAAUUGGCGUAUUCAGAAGCCAAAGGAAGAAUCAGGAAGGGUGAUAGAACAUGGCAAAUCGCAUUUGGUUCCGGGUUCAAGUGUAACAGUGCAGUCUGGAAGGCUUUAAGGAACAUAAACCCUGCAAAGGAAAAGAGCCCCUGGAUAGAUGAGAUUGACCAAUUCCCAGUUGAUGUUCCAAAGGUCUCAGCUAUCUAAGCUUGAAAAUGGUUGGUUAUGAUGCAAGAUUUGUUGAGGACAAUUGAUUUACUGUUGUAUGACAGGAUUUUUUUUUUUUUAAAUCAUUGUUAGAAUCAGGAUGAUGUUUGUUUAGUGGACCAGAAUUGGAAUUUGUAACUGAUUUGAACUGGAAAUCUGCUUCUGCUUUCAAUGUGAUCGUCAAAAACUUGCUGC